UAAAGUAGUCGUUCGUACGAGUAAAAUUCAUGCUUUUGAAUACUGUGAGCACGUAUGUUGUAUACAGUCUUGUGAUUCUUGUGAUUCCGUGAUACUACUGAUCGCUGUCGUCGAUAAAUAAAAUCAUCUCUCGUAUUGUUGUAAAUAAUAUUACAAUUGUGCUCGAGCUGGCGAUUAAAUAUCAUUGUAGCUUAAAGAAUAUGUAACCCUUGUUGGUAUUGAAGCCUGUUGUUAUAAUAGUAAUCGUCGGUCUUAGCGUUGCUCAGGCGUUGCAGUGCAGCAACAGUUUGCAGUUUGCAAUCUGUCAAUAUGAUGACACCUUCGGAAGUCGUGACGGACGAUCAUGGAAAGGAAACCAUUGUCGACACUGCAGUCCUGGAGGUGAGCUCUAUGUUAACGGGAGGUAGUAUGAAGCAGGACGAUGCCCUUUCCAAUUAUAGUACUUCGGUCGAAGGUUCUGUGGUUGCUUCGCCCUCGAUCGAAAGCUUCUCCACGUUACCCGAACAAGAGACAUCGGAAUCCAAUCUAGAUCUUCGAGAUCUUCAAGUCAAAGUCGAUAGUCCACAAAAGCAUGUCGAGACCUUGGAAACUUAUAUUACCUUUAGAAUCACAACACGAUCAACUAGGCCAGAAUUUCAAGAGGGAGAAUACAUAGUUCGUAGGCGUUAUAAUGACUUUAUAUGGUUAAGGAAUAAGCUAGACGAAAGUUAUCCAGUACAUAUUAUUCCGCCAAUGCCAGGUAAACAUUCGCUAUUCGCUCAAUUGGAUCGCUAUUCUAAGGAGUUUAUAAUAGCUAGAAUGAAGCUACUACAUAUUUUUCUAAAUCGCAUGGUGAAUCAUCCUAUUUUAAGCUGUGACAAAAACUUACAAAUAUUUCUCACUGCCAAACCCGCUGAGUUUUUUAUUCAUCGUAAGAAUCGUGCUAAUGUUUUUGUUAAAAUGACUGAUUCUUUACAAAGUAUGACCGCUACAAGCGGCAUAAAAUAUAAACGUCAUUUAGAAUUUGAGCAAGUUCGAGAUUAUUGUUUUGCUUUAAGUGAAAAGUUAAGCACUAUAGAUAAAAUAAGUCGUCGUAUACACAAAGAAAGACAAGAUUAUUUAGUUGAAUUACAUAAACUACAUCCCAUAUUUACAUUUUGGGCGACUUCUGAGCCAGAACUGGCUAAAACUUUAAAAGCAGUUGCAAGCGCUAUCGAAUCUAAUGCAACUGCGCACCAGAAGUUACUGGAUUCCGCAGAUUCUUCGGAAGAAAGGGAGUAUAUUAGUUAUAUCGAUGCCGUAAAAGAGGCAUUGAAUCAUAGGGAUUCUAUGCAAAUUGAAUACGACAUGACCGUUGAAGAGUUAACAAAAAGAAGAACAGAAAUGGAACAAAUUGUAGGAUCUGGAAACGGAAGUACAGGUCGCUGGGACAAUUCAUUUUGGAAAAGUGAAAGUAAUGGUGAAAAAUUGGAUAAAUUAUCACAAGCCAUUCCGCGCAUAUCUGAAGUAGUUGAAGUCUUGCAGGAUCGAUUAGAAUGUGCAAAUGAAAAUUUACGAAGCGAUUUAGAACGAUGGAAUAUAGAGAAGCGAGUUGAUUUAAAAAAUAUACUUUUAGCAAUGGCCGAUCAACAAAUUGCACAUUAUCAACAAUGUACAAAUGCUUGGGAAGAUGCAUUAUCAAUUGUUAAAGUGGGAUCUAAUGAAACGGAAUCUACCACAAGUCCACCCCCUAAAGUAUUCGUUUAAAUUUGUUAAACUUCUUUUUAUGUUCCAUAUCGAAGUAUUGAAAUUUAUUUUCAAAGAU
Ceratosolen solmsi marchali is the source of this 1783-nucleotide messenger RNA. RefSeq names its product sorting nexin-7. Gene Ontology annotation, cellular component: early endosome; phagophore assembly site. Lineage: Eukaryota; Metazoa; Arthropoda; Insecta; Hymenoptera; Agaonidae. The transcript is spliced from 7 exons. The record is from RefSeq and is a predicted model, not a curated record. Gene Ontology annotation, molecular function: phosphatidylinositol binding. Gene Ontology annotation, biological process: reticulophagy; endocytic recycling; protein transport. Bases 310 to 1725 code for a protein of 471 amino acids.